This is a messenger RNA of Gaeumannomyces tritici R3-111a-1, 1248 nucleotides long. RefSeq names its product glutathione S-transferase Gst3. The record is from RefSeq and is a predicted model, not a curated record. Bases 1 to 1248 code for a protein of 415 amino acids. Gene Ontology annotation, cellular component: cytoplasm. The transcript has 4 exons. NCBI's taxonomy places the organism in Eukaryota, Fungi, Ascomycota, Sordariomycetes, Magnaporthales, Magnaporthaceae. Gene Ontology annotation, molecular function: glutathione transferase activity.
AUGACCUCGCAGGCCCCAGCAGCGGCGGCCGCUGUGUUAGUUGCAACCAAGCACACGCCUGGCACCGACGAGUCUUGGCACGGCAAGAUUACUCCAGAGGGGCCUUUCCCUCCAGAGAAGGGCCGGUACCGUCUUUACAUUGGUCUGUUUUGCCCCUUUGCGCACCGGGCUCUAAUCGUGCGCAAUCUCAAAGGCCUCCAGGAGUUCCUCCCUGCCACUGUGGUGAAGCCGUAUCCCAAGGGUAACGACAACGGCUGGCCGGGCUGGAGGUUCCCCACUUCGGCUGAUGAGUAUCCUGGCGCCGACCUUGACCCACUGUUCGGUGCCAUCCAUCUCCACGACAUAUACUUCAAGGACGAUCCGCAGUAUAAAGGCCGUUACACCGUUCCAUUGCUCUGGGACGUGAAGAACUCUGUUGCCGUCAAUAAUGAGUCUCUGGAGCUGCUGCGCGAUCUGCAGACCGCCUUCGACCCGCUCCUGCCCGAGGGGAGCCCCGAGCGGGCCCUGACGUUGUAUCCGGAGGCGCUCCGCGCUGAGAUCGACCGAAUCGGGGGCUGGAUGCAGGACCACCUCAACGUCGGCGUUUACAAGGCAGGCUUCGCCGAGACGCAAGCCGAGUACGACGAACACGUACCCUACGUCUUUGCCGCACUCAACGUCCUCGAGCGCAUGGUGCACGCCAACGGCGGGCCGUACCUCCUGGGCGCCCAGAUGACGGAGCUGGAUGUGCGCAUGUAUGCGACGCUAAUCCGGUUCGACACGGUCUACGCGCAGCACUUCAAGUGCAACCUGGGCAUAAUCCGGCACGACUACCCGCAGCUGCACAACUGGCUCAAAAACCUGUACUGGAAUGUGCCAGCAUUCCGCGAGACGACCGACUUCAAGCACAUCAAGGAGAACUACACCAAGUCGCACCAAAGCGUCAACCCGCGCGCCAUCACGCCCUUGGGGCCGUGGCCGCACAUCGAGGAGGGGUACGAGCCUGACCUGGCCAAGGUGCGCGUCGGUGGCGUUAAGAUGCCAUGCGUAGUGGACCUCGAGGCUGUGACAGUCGGUGCUGUCCCGGAGUUAUCGACCGAGUCUGGGCGAAAGCCCGAGAUUCAUUAUCUGGGCACAUCCGUCGUGAUAAGUAAUAUAACCCAUUGUGUCGACGUCGCCAGUGAGGCCGUUCGCUUGGACCACACGACUGGCUUCAUCGCCCGCGAGGCCCGUGGCCAUCGAAAUAGGAUCAAGAUCGAAGGCCACUAA